This is a messenger RNA of Saccharomyces paradoxus, 3378 nucleotides long. RefSeq names its product Seg2p (gene SEG2). The coding region runs from base 1 to 3378 and encodes 1125 amino acids. The transcript has a single exon. The record is from RefSeq and is a predicted model, not a curated record. NCBI's taxonomy places the organism in Eukaryota, Fungi, Ascomycota, Saccharomycetes, Saccharomycetales, Saccharomycetaceae.
AUGGUCCAACAAAGUAGCCCAGAUGCGCUAGCAGCAGCAGCAGCAAUUGGCAAUGCGCUCAGUCAUAACGGGAGGACGGUUGACAGAAGUAAAAUACCACAAUACAACCAGAGUUUUACAUCUCGGACUGCGUCAAUCGCAGGGAUUAAUAGGUAUACAAUGAUCUCAAAUUCUAGGACUAACACAAGGGUAUCCUCAAUGAAUGGAAACAUACACAGGUACUCCGGGCGCACGUCAAGUUUACCAAAUCGAAGACAUACGAAUACCUCUAAUAAUUCGACCGUGAGAAGGCAACGCAAGGCCAACGAAGAUGCAGAAACUACCUUUCGAGAAUUCGGAGGUCACCAGUCAUCAAAGAUAUUGAACAUUUCAGGUUUGACCAGUCAAAACAAUAAAUCAAGGACUAUGUCACUUGAUAACUCAGGCAGUAUAACAAGGACAAUAAAAAAAUACAUACCGGGCCCUAGGGGGUUAGUGGCUGUGGAAGUACCAGUACAAGAAGAGCUUCCAAGAUAUAGUCCAAACAGCCACUCACAUCAUCCGAGUGGCAGAGCAUAUUCUUUACCUACUCGAAACGACGAUGCUAGACCAAUGCAUAGGAAGAAAACUACAAAGACAGCAGGACUACAUGAAAGAAAAGCUGAACCUGAAGUCAAAUCAAGGAACAAUUAUCCUAGUAAAAUAUCGCCUAAGAUGCAUACUAAAUCAUCAAAGCAACCGAAUAAUAACAACGUCCCAUUAAUACAAACAACCAUGAAUGAAGAAACGGAACAGGAACUACAAGAAGAUCUUCAUGAUCCUUUUGAAUUUAAACCAAUGACUAUAUCCGAUGACGAAAACUCUUUUAUUGAGUCCAGCGUACUUGAUUGCAGCGUAUCUGGGAAAGACAAAGGUAAUCUCAAUGGACGUGAGAAAAAGGAAGAGAUUGAAAAAUUACUUAAAGAGGUUCAUACCCUAGAGGAAAAAAUAUCACAUAUCGAGAUAGCAAAAUUGAACGAAGAAGAAAGGGAACAAAGCUUAAUCUUAGAAUUACGAAAAGUAAAGCUAGAUGAAGAACGGAGGAUGGAGUUGUUGAAAAGAGAGCUGGAUAUAGCUAAGGAGAAUGCCGACCUUGAAGCUGAAGAAUUAAAACUAAUAGAAAGCAAAAGAAAAGAGCACUUUUCCAAAGAAGAGGAAGUAAAAUCCAAAGUUGGAUCGGCCGUGAUUCGUCUACCGACUUUAUUAAAACCUGAGCCUGCCGACUCACUUCCGAAAGAUGUGGAAAAAGUAUCAACAGCAGUUUUAGAUCAAGCUCAGAAUAUCGAAAAUUCAGAGAACAACGAUUCUAUAGCUACCAAAGAAAGCUUAGUAAAUACUAUCCUUCCCGACUCUUUCAACAAUUCUGCCCUACAUAUGAACUCAGAUAGCGAAGCGGGGCCGAAUGAAGAUUCGAACAGUCUUAUUGACAGCGAGUUAUCCGAUUAUAAUUAUAUAGAAGGCUCAGCAACCGACCUUCGCGCUACCGCAAAGACAAGUGUAGAAUCUGAGAUUGGCAGGGAUCACACUGGACUGAAAAUUCCCGAAGAAAACGAUCUAGAAAAACAGGAAGAACGUGCAAAAGGAAAUAAGCCAGACCUCGUCGAUACGAAUUGUUUUUUAGUCCAAAAAGAAGGUCGGGAAGCGGCACUUUCCGAUAAUGAACUGGAAAGUCCUGAAGCGUUUCUUGACGCUUCUGGGAUCAAUAACAUUAGACUAGAGGAUGAGACAGAAGGUGCAAAGGAAAAAAAUGACGGUCUCAACAACGGUAGCUGUCAUGGUAAGGAUGACGAUGACAAGGACGAUGAUGACAAGGACGAUUAUGAUGACGAUGACGAUGACGACGACGACGACGAUGAUGAUGAUGAAGAAUAUCAUGAUUCUUAUGACGUAAUAAUGCAUGAACCCGUUCAAAUGGAACAGACGAUAACUAGCGUGCCUCCAUUAAAAUACCCGUUAGAAAAUUCCAGGGAAACAAAGGAUUACAAAAAUAAUGAACCGAAUUCUAGCAGCGCUGAAGUUAGUCAGUCCGGAACAAACAUGGCUAAGUACCUACGUGGUGCCAACCCUUACCUCACUAGCACAAGCUCAGAUAUUCUCGAUGUAAAUUCAGAAAAUGUGAACUCAAAAUCUUCCACUGAAUCCACAAGAGUUGCGCCUGACCUUUUGAAAGGCUCACCACAAUCAGCAUUUAAAACUGCUUUGAAAACAUCUGCUGUUCCAUCAAGUACCUCCUCGUCCAUUUAUUCAGUCGAUACGUCUCCAGAUAUCGAUACUCAUGUAGAGGACACAACAGCUUCCAACACGAGAACAAACAGUCAUAGUCCGCCAACGAGUACUUCAGAGCAAAAAUACAAUAAACCUAGUUUUCAAGAAGUUCCUGUGAUGUCCCCCAGGCGUCUCGAGGAUAAAAGGAAAACCUUUAAUCGCUUGUGCGUAAGAACUUUACGUGGUAGUUCGAAUGAGGCUACUCCUUUGGAUAAACUAUCACAUUCAUCUUCCAAUGCCUCAUCCCCUUCGUAUCAUAGCAAAAAAGCAUCAAUUCCUCCAACUCCUAGGGGCUCCGCUUUACAAGAGGCUUCCAAAUGUUAUUUAAAGGCCCCUCAGGCAAGCAAAAUUUCAAGACAAUUGCCUGACCACGUCCCUUUGGACAUCGAUAAAAAAAAAAGUGCUCUUUACCCCAAUGAACUCCCCGCCAAGAAGUCUAGUUUUGAGAAGGAAAGGCCUGUGAGAGAUAAUCUCGGAUUUAAAAGCAUGUCUUUGAGAGAGCCGCUUAUUACGAAGAAUACUCAAAUUGCGGCAGCAGAAAGUUCGGAAGCAGAGGAAAGGAAGGAAAAAAAAGGCCAUGUCUCAAGAAAAUCAUGGACUUUUGGUUUGCCUUCUCCGCUGAAAACAAGAACAAACCAUUCUGCUCAUUCUAUGAACGAAACAGAGAUAGUUAGUUCAAUGAUCGACUCUAGAAAUAAGCCCAACGAAAACGACACGCCAAUAUUAGCCAAUAAGAAUAGUUAUAACAAUGAUGAUUCCUCUCCUUACACUGUAUCAUCCAUGAACACUAACGAAAACGUAAGCGAAGCUGGUACAGAAGGCCACCGAUUUUCACUAUUCGGAAAUAAAAGCCAAUUGUCAAACAGGAACAUAUCUGGUGGAACAACAGCUUUGGAUUCAACAAAUCCUGAGCUGUCUAAAGUACUACCAUUAAGUGUUCCUGUGACUAUAAUUGAAAAAAACGGAGAAAUACACAAACUUCAUAAUGAUGAUACAGCCAUGAAAGAUAAGUCACACCACCAUCAUGGUAAUCACAGUAAGUUUGGUAGGAAACUUAAAAAAAUUUUUGGAAGAAAAUUAUCGGGAAAGAUAUAA